AGCCAUUUUGGCUCAAGCCAUUGUGACUCAAGCCACUUUUGGCUUCAUCGUUGGGGCCCCGGUGAUGAGCAAGUGACCAGCGCAACCUUUGCGGCUCGCGCCUCGUCAGAGGAUCCCCACAUCGGUUGUGCGUUUUCUGACCUGGCGGUCGACAUCGCUCUGGCUGGAAAAACCAGCGAGCGGUGAUGAGAUUGGUGCUAUUAUGCUUGUGCUUAUUUGGCUUCUCUGAGUUUCAACCCGCCCUUGCGUCCUCCGAGGCGGGCGUCACUUGUAACCCGCAGUGGUGCCGGGAUUAUGCCAGAGACUGCUUGGCUGGAACAGAAUCACAGCCAUGCUCAUGCGAGAAGGGCGUCUGGCGCGUUAUUGACAAACCUUCGCAUGUAUCAGCUUUUGCACCACGGUUUUAUCGCUUCACAUGUUGUACGGAAGACGACCCAUACAACACAAGCAAACUUGCCCGUUUCACGUUUGAUAGAGAUGCUUGUGGAGAUUACAGCAGCACGCAUAUGUUUGUCGCUUCCAUUCUGACUGCAAUCGCAUUCGCCACAGGAGCAAUAUUGUGGAAAGGAUGUCGAGUUUGCCAUGGGUAUGUCCACAGGCCAGCCAAGAUAAUAGCGCAGGAUGAGAACGUGGAGAACUCGACCAACGUGCUAGAUGGAGGCCGAUUGCAUGACAGCAUUCCUCCACAUCGUUGGUGCGUUACGCGGGCGGACCUGCAGCAGUUCAGGAGAUUAGUGCGGCGGGCAGUUUUGGAUGGACGCAUCCAGCCCACGGAAGCAGACCUGUUCGAUCCAAGAGAUGACGUGAUAGGACCAUGCGUUUACAGCGUCACCGAUCAGUACGUCACACCCGUCACUGCCCGCGCAGGGAAUCCGAGCUGGGCGCUGAUGCUUCACCCAGAUGGCCUCGCGUGUGACCUUUUCAUUACACAUAGCUGGAAAGAAGGCAUUUAUGAGCUUGUCGACAAAGUCAUCUACUCGUGGCCUGCUGGGAAACGACAUGUGUAUCUAUGUUUCCUGUCUAACCCACAGAACCUCGAUAUUGCGCGUCUCGUAUCGAGCCCAAACGAUUCUCCGUUUGCCCGCGCGCUACGCUCGGCAACGGACAUGAUGGUCGUGUCCAACCGCAGAGAAAGUAUUUAUAGCAGGGUUUGGUGCACUUACGAGGCCCACUUGGCAUACACCUUGGACAAGCGAAUCUUCUGCGCGACAAGUCCAAUUCAUGACUUUUGGCAUCGCGUCGCAUCCCAACUCGGUGUAUGCCUCGUUGGGCUAAGCAUUGGCGCUGCGUGCCUUCUUCUUCUUACUUUCAUCGCCUUCGAGCACUUCGCGUUACUUGUCAGGAACCUGUUGAUUUUGGUAUUGUGUUGUACCACGACGACCUGGAAAUACCACAUGAAAAUCCCAUGGGGCACUGCUUGCCGCCGUUCUAGUUGCGUGGCGGUCCUUUUUGGUGGUAUCGGCGUGGGCUUCGUAUGGCAAGUGGACAUGACGUACUCAAUGAAUUGGUUUGGCGCCCUGCUGUUUUUGGCUUUCGGCCUCUGCGUGGAAGCUGACCGUUUAUGGGCGGUCGUUGCCGUUCGAGAGAAAGUGAAUCUGUCGUUGGGCUACACGGGCCACAUUCGUGACGCACAGUGUUCUGUGCCUGCAGACGGCGAACUGAUUCGCGGCGAACUACAGGAGGAAACCCAAGAGAUCGCUGUAGACCAAAGCGUGGAAUGUCUGAUUUGCACAGGUCUCUCCACCAAGCUCUUGCGCGACACGGCGCAGCGAGUCGGCAAAUUGGGUAAUGUUACCAAUUGGAAUUUGGCUUCGAUAGUCGGGCAUGUGGGUGGAAUUUGGGUGUGGCUUCCUGCUCAUUCGACUGGGAGCGACGUCUGCACUGUGGAUCAUGGCAUCUCGGCUUUCAUCUGCAUCCUUCAAGGAGUGACUUGGUCAGUCUUGUUUGUUUUCGUGUUGAGCACAGACCGGAAGGCAUUUGCAGCGACGUCUGUCGUCACUUUGCUCGUUUGCUUACCGAUAAGGGCUGUCAGCAUUUGUGCCUUCGUGUUCUCCAUUGCUCUGGUCAUGGGGCCCUUGGUGCUGUUACUCACGCUGGCAGGGCCUGCCAACGUCGCUCGUGUGCCUCUUGUAGGCCCCGCACUUGUUCGAUGUUUCAUAGGCGACUGGGAUAUGCGCAAUUCUUGCGCACGCCGUUCCGAGCGUGAACGCCGGCGAUUUUCCAAGGAGCUCUCGGAUUCUCAGCAUAAACUUGCGUCUAUCUAUGGCAAGCUCGAGCAAGAUCUGACCCGAGACUCGCGCCCGAGCUUAACCAGUACGCCUUCAGACCUCGAAGGAACCUCGUCCACAAAUCGCAUGGGCCGAACAAGCUCGGUUUCCAGUUGCGGAGGCGACUCGCCCAAAACCCGCCAAAGCGGUUCGGGAAUUGUUUCAAGCAGCCAACUCUUGCAGGCCCUCUGACCUUUCGAGGCAUUGCUUCUAAUACCUCCAUGAACGCAUGUGCAGGCAAGCAGCGCGUCAGCGGGAUGUCAGAUUCAGCGGCGCUGAAUAUACGUAUAUUCGUGCAUAUAUAUAGAUAUAUUUAUAUUGUAUCGGAGUGGAUGGUAUGCUAUCACACCGUGAGGAGGCAUGACGAAAACGGUCCGGGCAAGUCCCAGCAGGACCCGAGACACCUCAAGAGAGUUCCUGUGCCUUCCAUAUAUUUUCUGCCUCCUGUCUCUGUCCUUCAUCCUCCCUGCUGCACGUGCUCCGCCACCUGGCGUGACAGCGCGUGAAUUAUGCUUUAAGGCAGUUUGUUCUCCGUCCUCUGGCAUUUCCUCGUUUCUUCUGCACGUGCUCCGCCUGCACGCGUGGCAGCGCGUGCAUUCUAUUUCAGGGCAGUUUUUGCCCCGUCCCUCGUCAUCCCUCGUGCUUCCCGCACACGUUUGGCCAGACAGGCCAAGAACAUCCAAGGAAGCCCUGCGACAUCCCAUGACCGGCCCAAGACGGACACAGCCCUCCUCCGACCGCGAGUCGCCCGGAAACCCCGGCCCUUCGUCUCAUCAUAGCGCCAGAGAUGCAGGCGCGCGCCGUCAAGUUCUACAGCUGCGCGAUCGUGCCCCGAUUGAGGGGCUCGAGUCGCCCGCCCGCUCGGCGCGACGGCUCUCGCGCGGCCUGCGGGCGGUCCGAGGGCCACCUGCGGUGUCUUUCACUGCUGCUCGCUCGUGGCAGACAGCUUCCCUGCCCUCCCCCUGGCGCUCGGAAGGCGGUUUCUGGCCCUGGUGGCUCCGUCGUUCGUGUGCUAGGAGGUGGCCUUCGGUGGUUGUUGGCCUCCCGCAGGCUCUUCGGUCAUGUAUUCGAGGGUUGAAGAGAGAGCGCCUCUGGGGAACAAAAAAAAUAUUCACUGCGUGGAGCUCCCCAUAUGUGCAUCU
This is a messenger RNA of Prorocentrum cordatum, 3409 nucleotides long. NCBI's taxonomy places the organism in Eukaryota, Dinophyceae, Prorocentrales, Prorocentraceae. The record is from the annotation of a GenBank genome assembly.